CCCCUUCUCUCACCCCCACCUCUCCCCUCCUCACCGCAAACAUUGACAGAAGUAUCACAGAGAAAACAUGGCAGAGAUGGAAAAAGAGGGCAGACCUCCGGAAAGCAAGAGAAGCCGCAAACCAGCUCACCCGGUGAAACGGGAGAUAAAUGAGGAGAUGAAGAGUUUUGCAGAGAACACCAUGAACGAGUUGUUGGGUUGGUACGGCUACGACAAGGUGGAGCUGAGGGACUCCGACAACCUGGAGAUCGGAGAGAUGCCCCAGCACAUCUCCGUCCUCAAAGAAAACUCGUUGCCAAAAAUCUCGGCUUUAUCAGAAAACAGCGAAGGCUCCCCGGAUGCAGCCAACAGCUCCCUGUGUGUGCCAGCAUCCAGAAACGGAGUCACAGACCACUCCGCCACCGCGUCCACCUCCACGCCCGGCACCAAGGAGCACGGCGGCCUGCCCAUCAUGGUCCCCGUGAUCCCCCCGCCGCUGAUCAAGCCCCCUGCAGACGAAGACGCGUCUAGUGUGCAGAUCAUGUGCGCCUGGUGCCAGAAGGUCGGCGUCAAGCGCUACUCUCUGAGCAUGGGGAGUGAGCUGAAGAGUUUCUGCAGCGAGAAGUGCUUCGCCGCCUGCCGCAGGGCCUACUUUAAGAGAAACAAGCUGGGAUUUAUAAGGAAUUACACUAAAAUGCCUGGAGCGCCUUUCGUUGGGAAGAGCAAAUCCCUUUGUUUUUGGCAGGUGAUGGAGACGCACACACCCGUACAGGCGAGAGACGAAGACGGCCUCGGUGGGAAAUUACCCCGGCUCGUCUUUACUCAGGACACACCCAGACUUGUCUUCAACACAAACAGCGACGUGCUUGUGUGUGACUGGUGUAAACACAUUCGCCACACAAAGGAGUACCUGGACUUUGGCGCUGGGGAGCGGAGGCUGCAGUUUUGCAGCGCCAAAUGUUUGAACCAGUAUAAGAUGGACAUUUUCUACAAGGAAACCCAGGCCGCCCUGCCCGGAGGACUUUGUAACCCCGGACUCGGGGCAGGUGGGGAGGGUAAGCCGGAGUGUGUUGGGGGGGUGCAGCUGCUGACUCCCGAGUCGUGGGGAACGCCGUUAACGGACCUUCGGCGUAAAGCUCCCUCACCAGGGGGGCAUUCCAGCGCCUCUGCUUUGGCCCUGUCCACUUCUUCUGCGCCCUCCCCCUCAGAUACAGCGGCUGUCUGCUCCCCUUCCUCCUCCUCUUCAGCUAAAAUCCCAACACCUAGACCCCACGAAAGCCCAACCCUCCCCCCACCACCAGUUCCUACUUUGCACCCACCGGUUGGGAUUCCCUCCGGUAGCCCUCCCAUGGUGAUGACGCCUCGAGGACCCAUGUCUCUCCCUCUGUUCAUGGAGCAUCAAAUGAUGCAGCAGAUCCGGCCCCCCUUCCUUCGCCCCUCUGCCCACCCAGCAGGACCCAACAGCCCAUUGUCCAACCCCAUCAUCCCUGGAAUUGGACCACCUCCUCCCCCAAGGAAUCUGGGUCCAGCAUCAAGUCCCAUGCACAGACCUCUGCUGUCACCACACCUCCACCAUUCAUCUAAUCCCAAUCCUGGUCUGCUACCGCCUCACCCUGGUAUCCCCAUGCCAGGUCUCCCCCCUUUCCCCCCUAUCAACAUGUUACCCAAUGGACCCAUCCCUUUGUCCCCAAUGAUGAACUUUGGGAUGCCAUCCUUGGCCCCGUUAGUGCCCCCACCUACUCUCUUGGUCCCAUAUCCCAUUAUUGUACCCCUCCCAGUCCCAAUACCGAUCCCAAUUCCAAUCCCCUUUACCUCCAAAACUUCCAAGGACCAAUCAGAGAGCAGUGGCUCUGUCCGUAGUGGUCCAGAGUGCUCUGACACGUCGUGCUCCAGGCCUCAUUCACCAAACUCGUCUGGAAGUGACAAAGGGGACCAUAAGAGCGAACCUCCUGGUGCUGAGCAUGUUCCUCCUCUACCUUCAGAGAGGAGCAAGCUCACAUUUUUAGACUUGACUGUGAAGGCCGAGGACAAUUCAGCCAACCUUUGUCCAACCAGUGGUUCUGGACUGGUAGAUGGUGUAAUUGACUUAACGGUGGGCCAAAAGCUGGGCCACCAGCACCUUAUUCAGAGGAUGCUACCUGCGGUCCAGGUUAAAGUGGAGGCGGAGGCUGAAUCAAGAUCUCCACCUGCUGCUGAGUUGGGGAGAGAAGGGGCCAUUGAUGAUGGAGACAAAAGCAACGCCGCAGAACUGGAAGAGAUCUCACACCUUGGCUCACAGGAUUCUCCAGCUGCACUUUCAAGUAAAACUCUUCCAGUGAGCCACUUAAGUCCCAGCUUUACCCGCACUCCCACUUCGUUACGGACCUUACCCUUACCCCUGCCCCAGCUCCAAGCCAACUCCACUGCUCCUUGUAACGUAAUCGUCAACGGCACCACAUGGCAUUCGCUUCUCACUCCUCCGUUUGAGUCCUGCCCUGACCGAAAAGGAGACCGGGAGGCCGAGGAUCGGCCAGCCAACGGCGAUCUGGAGCACGAAGCGUUGAAGGAGAACUGUUCGGUGAGAGAACGUGAGAUGGGAAAAAGGAUGUCCACACAAGACGAGAAAGUGGACGCAAAAGCGGAAGGAAAGGCGGAUCUGGACUCCAGCUUGGAGGAGGGUGAGCAUGCCUAUGCCUUACCGCUGCUGUCAGCUGGAGGUUGUGUCGUCAUCCAGCCUGUGCCAAAGCCUGCUGCUGAUAAAACGGCCAUCUUGUCUUGCUCCAUCACCGCGCCGCUGUCAUCAGCUGGGAGCCCCGAGCUGGAGCCGCCACUGAAGAGGAGGUGCCUGCGAAUCCGCAAUCAAAACAAAUGAGAUGGAUGCUCCGGCGACCGCAGUGCCAUCGGCGACUCACUCGUCUCCCCCCACCCUCUAAGUCCCUCCUCUCCGAGCGGCAUCCGUCCACACGUGCACACUCACAAGUUGUUAUCGGCCAUCCUCACCCAUCGUCCAGUCCACCAGCACCACAAAUCGCCUUUGAUGACUGAUGAGAAUGGGAGACAACAGCGUGUUCUGUAUCAUAGCAGAGCGGUCACGACUCUAUUUUAUACUGAAUGGAUGUUUGGGCCAGCUUGAACUGGAGACACUAAAAACCUGCUGAUUCUCUUCGUUUAAAGCCUCUCAGCCCACACUGCCCCUUAGAUUUAAUCCAUCCCCCUUUGCACUUUUAAAAGGAAUCUUUGUGAAAAUGAACGAAGACGUUUUCUCCGAUAGAGUCAGAAAUGUCGCCGUGCAGGGACCAAACUCUCCAACCUCACGUCUUCUGAUGAAAGGAAAUUCUAAUCAAGCCUGAGUUUAGUGGAUGCAAAGUGAUCGAAGGACGUCUUUUAUUCAGACGCUGUAGAAAUGGCUCUCGAUUUUUAAAUUCUUUCUCCUUUGUUCAGAAAAAUUUUCUAUCAAAUCAGUGAACUGGACACAACCUUCACCAACGACUAACCGCAUGUGGGUGCAGCGUGCGUCUUCCUGCUGCUUCCAUUUCCUUUUUAGGUGCAACCAGAAAUUUCACCAUUAACAUUCUAAUCACUGGAAAUUUCUGCAACGCCGUGCGUGAAGCACUACAAGCUGCUGCUGAUUGGGAACAUUCCCAGGCUCUGAAAUGUCCGGGAUGGGAAAGUGGAAACUCCUGGAAAAGGGAUUUUUGACUUCAUCUCUAAUAAACACCACGAGCUUCUGGGUUAGAUUUAACUCACCAGUAAACGGCAUGAAGUACACUUAAUCACACAAGAAUCAACAAUUAGUAGAAAACUGAUUAAUUAAUCCCCAGUUUGUACUUAGUUAAUUCUCAGUAACAUUUAAUUAAUGGCCGGUUAGAAGUGAGCGAGGAACAAAUCAGACACUAAUUUCUAAUAAACAUUAAUAAAUGUUCAAUAGCGAAGAUUAUUUGAAACAUUGCUUAAUGCAGCUAACCACUACCAGAUAAAAAACACCAUUAGCUAAUGUUCAUUAGCAUAUUUAGCCUUUCUCGUAAAAAAAAGAAGAAUUAAUUAUCUAUUUUCAAAAUGAAAUAAGUUGUUAACUAACCAGUGGAUAAUAACAUACUAAUUAUGAGCUAAUUAAUAAAAUCCGACCUAAUCAUUCGCUAAUGACUCGUUAGCAAUAAGUCGCAGUUAUUUUCUUGUUUUGAACUUAACAUAAAUGAUUAAUUACCCACGGUGUUAUCAGGAGUUUACACCAGGUGACUGAUUAAUCACCAUUAAUCAUUAGAUAAGAAACAAAAGCUGAUCAGAAAUUAGUUAUUAAGCUAAAAGCAAUAAGCAACUAGCUAUUUUUUCUGUUCUAGCUCAAGCUCUUAUCAACGGAUUUACCAAAUAAUAAUUUAUUACAAACAUUUAAUCAGGGUUUUAUUUACUUAGUAAUUUAUCACUAUUUAAUAAAGAGCUAUUUAACUAAAUCUGAUACCAAAAUAUAUCACCAACUCUUUUAGAGCCUGAAAUAUUAAUAAGAACAUAUUUUUUAAACUUUACCAUUUAUUUUGAAUAUAACAACUAUACAAUCAUCUGUUUUUAUUAUGCAGUUAUAUAACAAACUGUAAUAAAUAAAGAAAAUUGGCCCUUGCAACGUGUCAAUCCUCCACAAGGGGGCAGUAGACGAACAGGUCUGGAUAAGAAGGUCUGGUGAAUGUACUAAUCCUGAUGCACCAACUGGAGGCUUUAAGGCCUGGAGUGAUUUCAGAUACUUAAAUAAAUAAGGUUAAGAAUUAAUCAUUGGGUCAUGAUUAAUUAGUGCUUUUCAGAUCGACCAUAAUUAAUCAGAUAAAUGACUAAUAAUUAAUAUUUAAGUGAUAUCUGACACAUUUUAAGCUCUCUGAUUGGUUCCUCUCUAAUGACAGACUGGCCAAUGAUUAAUCUUUACAAAUGUGAUCAGGAAUUAAUCAAUAACUGAUCAUUUGUUCCUGUGUUAACCUUUAAAGUGUUUCUUUAGCAUCAAAGUUUCUUCAUGACUUUUCAGCAGUUUUUAUUCCAGCCUAGAUUAUUUAGCGAGCCUCGUUUGCGUGGUCCAACUGGUCUAGUUUACUGUAAAGGGGAAAACCAGGAAUUACAAGAAUAAAUAAUCUAGUUUUAAAAGACAAAAACGCGCCACUUUCUUUUAAAUAAAAACAGGAUUUCAACUAAAGAUGGGUCCCGAAUUUAUAGUUGCCAAAAACUAAAAGCACUUAAAAAAUGUCCUUCUGUAAAAGAGGAUGUGAAAAUCAGUAUUACUGCUUAGAAGGAUGCGUACUGACUACUGGAGUCGUUCACCAAACAUAAAUAAGACAUAAGAGACGUGCUUUUUUAGUCUGUAAUGCCACAAUCUGAGGCCAGUGUGUCUAAAGAGCUCAGCUGAGAUUAUUUAGUGUUGACCCAGAAUAAGCUGUCAGUAACUUUAUAUGCUGGUCGUUUGUCCAACUUUAAGCACCUCGCAGCUCCUGCCGGCAGAAAGGAGCAGAUGCUGUGAAAUGUGGUCAGCUGCAGCUUGGUUUCAUUCUCAGAGCUUGAAUGUUAUAAUCUGGCACUAUAACAAUAGUUUGCACUAACAAAAAACAAGAAGAAACUUGAUUCCAGAGCUUUCUCAGAGCAACAGCAACAUCAGAGAGGAUAAUUUACCUGCACCUGAUUGGUUCACCCAGCUGAGCACAGCAGCUAGUCUCAAGUUUGGCUUUUCCUGAAUAGAAAAUAGGAAGUGUGGUACUUUUGCACCUUUUUUUUUUUUUUUUUUUUACAAGCAUUACAGCAAAAUCAAACCCAAAACAUUUAAUUAUGAGCAUUACUACUUUCUGCCUAGUUGGUCAUGAUUAAUUACCGUUUGUGACGCAGCUAAAAACAACACAUUUUCUGGGUUUGGUCGACUGCAGACGAUAUUUUAUGUUCAUGGAAACGUCCUCGUCCACAUCGUUUUGUGCUUUCAGAAAAACUCGCCAAAAGCAUAGAUGGGAGGUUGUGAAAGGUUCUGGGUUUGCGUGAACAAGGCCUUGUAGUUGUUCUCGCUAGGAAAACAAAAAGGGUGCUAACAUUCUUCUGCUUCGCUCAAAGCUGAAUAUUUAGUUUGUGCCUAAAAGAUCCAGCCAGCGUGAUGUGAUGCACAAACGGAGAAAAUGUUUUGACACGGCCGCGGCGUUUUGGGAAAAUCUUUUUACUUUAAUGCCAAAAAGUAACUGCUAACUAGCUUAGCUUAGCUUAGCUUGGCAUGCUGGACACCGCUAACCGAAAGCCCCCCUUAAUUAUUUCCGUUUAUUUUUUUAUGUGACAGGCAAAAGAGAGACGUCUGCCUUUCUCUUUCUUUGAUAAAGUUUUGUUUUCAGCAGCUUUGGUGGCUCUUACUCGACCUUACGUGAACUUUCCUUCAUCUGUUUAGGGGGUCUUGUUAGCUAAACUGUUGUUAUGCCUGUUGUUUUCUCCUGUUUGACACUUUUACACCACAACACACCAACUUCUGACUCGUUUUAAACCAUCGCUGUUGUAAAAAGUGGUUAGAGCUUGAAGGACAACCGAGUUCAUUUCUGUGAAAGCGCCUAAAACUUGUGACAAAUCUCCAGCACCCCCCUUUUUGACGAUGAACUGCAGGCCUGGAUUAUGCAAUGACAACUAACUCCAUGCUGAUUAAAACAAAUAAAAAAGCGGUCCAUAGAAUUAUGAUUAAUAACAUCACAACUUUCGAAAACAACAGGGACGCUGCCUUAACUCUUGCUUGUAUAAUCUCCGCAGUUAAGACAAUGACGCUCUCUGUAACAACGUCUCUCCCUUCUUUGUAUAAAAUGAAAUAUACCAGAAACAACUUUGUUAUCUUGCUAGUGUCAAUGUAUAGAUGAUCAGCUUUUUCUGUAGCUCGUAUGAAAUGUCACAUUUUUACACAAAAAAAAAAGGAAAAUCCUCCCAACUUCCCUGUUCCUAAACAUCUGAUCGGUUUUAGCUCAUGGUGGACUGUCGGUGUCUUUGUGUACAUUUUAUAGUAUUAUUUAUUGUCAACAACUUGCAAAUAAUAGGAACAGUGAAGAUGGGCGAUGUAAAUGCUUUGUGAACAGUGAAAUGCUUUUUUAAAAUAUUGAAAUGGAGAAAAACUGGAGUUUUUUAUUUUACCUUUUUUUUCUGACGUUGUACAAUAUACAUAACGUGUGGCCAAAAUUGCUUUUAAAAUGAAUCCAUUUUGUGUUGUAACAGUUAUUGUUUUAUUCAGUAAAAUGCUCAUGAAGACAUAAAUAUGAGGUGUGCACGCACACACACACACACACACACACACACACACACACACACACACACACAAAUCUGUUUCAGACAUUACUGUGUAAAUGUGCAAAAAACAAAAUGCUAGCUUUUUGUGAGCGACAUUUUGUUCUAAUUUCUGCACUUUUUGAAUGAAAAUUUAAUUUCAGAGCAAAAUACGUAAAUAAAUGUAACCAGUGUUGUUUAACAAAACCCUUAAA
This is a messenger RNA of Nothobranchius furzeri (turquoise killifish), 7412 nucleotides long. NCBI's taxonomy places the organism in Eukaryota, Metazoa, Chordata, Actinopteri, Cyprinodontiformes, Nothobranchiidae. The record is from RefSeq and is a predicted model, not a curated record.